Messenger RNA from Ipomoea triloba (trilobed morning glory), 1602 nucleotides. RefSeq lists its product as uncharacterized. Gene Ontology annotation, molecular function: zinc ion binding; nucleic acid binding. Bases 1 to 1602 code for a protein of 533 amino acids. The record is from RefSeq and is a predicted model, not a curated record. Lineage: Eukaryota; Viridiplantae; Streptophyta; Magnoliopsida; Solanales; Convolvulaceae. The transcript has a single exon.
AUGGUGGAGACCCCCACGGACAUGGAAAUUGUGAAUGACCAACCAAUCACCAGAGAAAUGGGCACACGAUCAUUUUCAUAUAAACAGGCAGUGACAAAUGAAAGCAUGGAAAACCCCAUAAAUUCUGAGGAAACCAACCAACUUUCAGAUGAGGAAGAAGAUGAUGAAGAUGAGGGAGAUGAUAAAACAUGUCCGAUAAUCCGAGUGCCAAAAAAAGAAAAAGCCAGAUUAUGUAGUAAAUGGACACAAACUCUGAUUGUUAAAGUUCUGGGACGCAACGUGGGCUACACUUUCCUCCUGAAACGUCUUCUAGCCUUAUGGCACCCAAAAGCCAACAUGGAGUUGAUCACAAUUGAUAAUGGAUUUUUUCUGGUCAAAUUCGCCUCUGUGGAUGACUAUGAGUUUGCUAAACUUGAGGGACCUUGGAUGGUCCUGGAUCACUAUCUAACUGUGCAAGAAUGGAAGCCUAGCUUCGAUCCCUUCUCUGACAAGACAGAAAAAGUCAUUGCCUGGGUGAGAUUCCCUUGCUUACCAGCGGAGUUCUAUGAUUAUAAAUUCCUGAUGAGAGUGGGCAGAAAAAUAGGCAGACCUAUCAAAAUUGAUACGGCAACCAGUUUGGUAUCUCGGGCAACUUUUGCAAGAUUAUGCGUAGAGAUUGACAUUUCAAAACCUCUUCUUUCCAGAUUCACUCUUGAAGAGAAGACUAGAGGAAUUGUUUAUGAAGGUCUCCACCUAAUUUGUUUCACGUGCGGUAUGUAUGGUCACAAUGCCGAAGGAUGUGCAUUAAAUCACAAAAACUUUUCUGAACAGGAUCUCUCCUUAGAAAAGGAAAAUGACGAGCACGCUAGGAAGAUCCUUGAAAAUGACAAUAAUCUCUCGGUUAAAAGCAAGGUGAACACCAGUAUCAAAGCACCCCCAAACAGGAUGGAAUUUGUAGGGAACUAUGGAUCUUGGAUGAUUGCCCCUAAACCAAGAAGGAUCUAUGAAAAAAAACAAGAUAGGAGAAAGCAAAGGGAUUCAGUAACGAAAGGCCACCAAGAAAAAGGUAAGAAGAAUACUUGGAAUGUCAAUGUUUCAGGCUCAAGGUUUGAAGCACUAUCUGAUGAUAGGGAGAUGGCGGUCGAGGAUAACAUAACAAUGAUAAAUGGCGAUCAACCUGAAUCGUCCCACCGUAACAAAGGGCUUAAGGAAAGAAAUCCAAACAAAGGCAAAGGAAAAAGGCCUUCAACUCAAGACUAUGAGAAGCAAAUUGCUGGAAACAACACCCAUGGACUUCACAAGAUUACCUCAGGAAAAGGUAAGGCUGUUUUAGUCUCGGAACUUCAAGGCAGGACCCUUAAAAGACAACCCAAUCAGGCAGCGGCAGCCAAUGAUCACACUCUUGUAACGGGAGACAAAGAAGGCCGUAAAUCUUCCCAGACUUUUCACACGGAUAAUGAAGAUAUACCAGAAUCCAUGUCCAUUGAUAACUUGCCCAAUUUGGAACAUCAUGGCGAACCCCCGGGAAUCGAUACCAACGGAACGUCUACUGUUGGAGAAGAUGAUCUCUUCAAGGAUAGCCUGGAUUCACCAGGAGAAGGAGAGAUGGAGGUGGAGACCUGA